GUGAAACUAUUAGAGUAAAGGUAGCAAGUUUCUAUAAAAAUAUAGGAGUGGACAAGAAAAUUUAGAUCAGCGUGCAGUGAUGGUGAAACAUCAGCGAGGAGCUGUGACAGCAGUUAUGAACAUGAGUUUGUUUGUGCUGCUUCUGCUGUCAGGACUUCUGUGCAGCGCUUCUGGUCUUUGGCGAAAUUAUGAGUACGUAAACUUAAGUAUGACUUGGACACAAGCUCAGAGUUACUGUAGAGAGAAUUACACUGAUCUGGCUACUGUAGACUCAAUGGAUGAUGUGAACAUUAUUGUAAAUACGGUGAAUGAUGGGUACAGUGGAUCAGUGUGGAUUGGACUGCAGAGGGCGACACAGAGUCGCUGGGGUUGGUCUUUUGGAAAUGAUACUGUUACACAGGACAGUGGCUGGAGUCCAGGACAGCCAGAUGAUUAUGCAUGUGUCUAUUUUGCUGAUGGAUUUUUGUUCACUGAAUUAUGCUCAACACAACUGUACUUUGUGUGCUAUGAUGAAAGUACUGGAUAUAUCUGGAUACAGACUUCUAAAACCUGGACAGAUGCUCAGAGUUAUUGCAGACAGUAUCAUACUGAUCUGGCCACCAUCAGCAGCGAUGAGGAGCAGAGUCGACUGUAUGAAAUUGUUGGAUAUGGGCCAUGGGUCUGGAUCGGUCUGUUCUUGGACUCUUGGCAGUGGUCUGACAAGUGGAACCUCUUCUUCAGAUACUGGGCAACAGGAUACACAUCACAGACUUUAGGAUCUGGUGACUGUGUUGCCAUGUCAAUAACUGACUCUGGGAAAUGGGUUCAGUAUAGCUGUAACCAACAGCAGCGUUUUAUCUGCUAUGGAGUUGUUAAAAAACAGAUUGUCAGGUUAAACUUGUCCUGUGAUGGAAAAUGCAGUUUGACUGAUACUUCACUACAGAUGGCCAUUCUGAAUGAGAUGCAUAAAAAGCUAAAGAGCGUCGGACUGAAGAACGCACAGAUAAGCUGGAGAAAGGAUGAAGAUGGAGAGGUGUUUCAUCUGAAUCAACAGACAGUGAAGUCAAGUACUCCAUGUGAAAUGAACUAAGAAUCCACUUAAAUAUACCAUGUUUAUUAUCAUUAUUAUUGUUAUAUUAUUCUCAGAAAUGUAGUCGCCAGGAACCGUGUAAAUAUUCCUUCCAUUUUCAGGGCAUUCUUAGCCAUAUGUGCAAUAUACAGCACUCUGUUAUAUUGAUGAUUCAUUUAAAGGCGGAGUGCACAAUGUUUGUAAGCCAAUGUUGAUAUUUGAAAUCACCUAAACAAACACGCCCCUACCCCAAUAUAAUCUGGACCUUCUUUUGAUAGACCCGCCUCACACAUGCGCAACCCCGGCAAGGAUGUCGGUUAGUAGACACGCCCCUCACUGCUGAUUGCCUACAAGUGUGUUUUGGUAGUCGGCCCGACUCCCUUUUCCGAAUCGUUUUUCAAACAUUGUGCACUCAUUGUGUGGGGCUGCAGUGGCUCAGUGGUUCAUGUAGGUUGUCUACAAACCGGAAGGUUGGUGGUUCAAUCCCCGGCUCCACCGGACCAAGUGUCGAGGUGUCCUUGAGCAAGACACCUAACCCCAGCACGCCUUGCAUGGCUGACACCGCUGUCGCUGUAUGAAUGUGUGAGUGAAUGAAUGGGUGAAUGUGAGGCUAAUUGUAAAGCACUUUGGAUGGCCAUAGGUCUGUUAAAGCUAUAUAAAUGCAGUCCAUUUACCAUUUACUCUGCCUUUAAACCAAUAAUGUACAUAUUUACAUUGUAAAAUCUACGAAGGAGGAUUAGGGCCUCCAUGUGCGUAUACCUACCCAAUUAACAAAACCCUUUAUUCAUCACGAUAUUCUGUUCAUUGCAUGCCUGUUUUAUUAAGGUGUGCACCAAGUUUUGUUCGUUCACAUUAUCUCCCCCAUAUUGCCUUUUAUAUGAGGGAGAUUUCCUAAAAUUGCCUUUCUGACACAUCUCACUCAUAUUGUUUUAUUAAUAAGACAGGUAUGUAUAGUAUCUGCUUUGCAGAUUGUUCACAUCACUCCAAACACGUUAAUAUAAAAAUAUGACAUUAUUAUUAAAAUAUUACGACUUUAUUCUCGUUAUAUUACGACUUUAUUCUUGUUAAAUAACGACUUUAUUCUCGAAAUUAUAUUUAUUCUGACUUUUUUCUCGUUAAAUAAUGACUUUAUUCUCACAUUUUAAUGACUUUAAUCUCAAGAUGGUUUUAUUUUUUUAUUUAGUUUGGCCCUAAUCCUCCUUCGUAAAAAUCAGCAUACAAUUAUUUAUAAUUAAUUCUUGUAAAAUAGCAUGGAAGUAGCCAUUGUAAAAAAUAACAUUUAGAGUAGCAAUUUUACAAAAGCUGUUUGUCCAUUGAAAACAAGUGA
Messenger RNA from Misgurnus anguillicaudatus (oriental weatherfish), 2375 nucleotides. The record is from RefSeq and is a predicted model, not a curated record. Lineage: Eukaryota; Metazoa; Chordata; Actinopteri; Cypriniformes; Cobitidae.